Tigriopus californicus is the source of this 1441-nucleotide messenger RNA. RefSeq lists its product as uncharacterized. The transcript has 5 exons. The record is from RefSeq and is a predicted model, not a curated record. Bases 316 to 1224 code for a protein of 302 amino acids. Lineage: Eukaryota; Metazoa; Arthropoda; Copepoda; Harpacticoida; Harpacticidae.
AGUGCAAGUAUGUACUAUACAGACUUGGAAGUUCCUCGAGUCCCGCUCUCUUCAAACGGUUAUUGAAAAAAAUGCUCAAUUUCAUGCCUUUCUCGUGACUUCAAAGGCAUCCAUGCUCUCGAUAUUCCGCACAAAAGGGCCUCUUUGUUAUUAAGAAUUGUCUUGGAUGAACUAAAUGCUUUUAAGACAAUGCCGGAGAGAACACGGUAAUGUGAAACUGUUUGCACCUUUCUCCCUCUCUCGUAGAAGACAAUAGUGCAACAAUUCCUCACCGUCCUUGAGAGUAGAUUAAACUUGCUUUGGCCAACAACGGAAAUGUGUCGUCUGACCAAAUUCGUGAUCUGGAUGGUGUUGUUUCUUCAGACUUGCUUCGCCCUCAUUAAUACCCACGUGCACGAGGAGGCCUACGAUGAUGAUGAUGAUUACUCUCUAGUUGAUUGGCCAUUCGAGCAACGAGUGAUUGGCGAAGCAACACCAUCAACUGCGGAUCUGGUCUCAUUUUCGCCCAAUUUACACAAGUUGCAUUUCGAUGAUACGACUUUAGAACCAGAAGCUGAAAGUGACGCUGAGUCUGAAACUCCAAAGAGCAUCCCAGAAGUGGAAAGUAGCUCACAGGCAUUUGAUGAUCCCUUGGGCACCUCCUUGUCACAGUCCCAAGAGGCCGGAUUAAGUUUGAGCGCAAUGGAUUCCGUGAUGAUUGGAGCUCUGGUAACCGAAUCAAUAACAACAGCCUUCAGGCUCUCUCCAAAUGAAACAGGACUUGAAGAAGACUCCAGUUUCGAAAGGCAUCAACCAUCGACAGAACCACCUCCAAGUCUUGAAAACACCAUUGUGGAACAACUGACUCCUGAUAAUCUAAAUACAGCAGUUAACACCAAUGUAGACGGGGAAGCGACUCCACCAAAAGUAGACCCAACCACGCUGAAUGAGGAGACGACAACCCCUCAGCUUUUGAUUGGAUUCCUUCCAGUACGGAGGCUUUAUAUUCCAAUAUCCGGCUUUAAAGAUGACGAUAUUCCGAAAAACUCAGUUCUGCAUGGGAUCCCACGACCAUAUUUCAACCCACACAAGGAACCUCAAAGGGACUUGGGAAAUCUGAAACCAAUUUCCAAUACCAAUGCACACGGACAUGUUGGAAUACCCGGGAAAGUUGGCCAGGCAGCACCAGCCAAGCCCUCGAAGCAUGGCAAGAAAUGGAACUUACACCCACGAGAUGAAGAAUAACUCGAUCGUCUGUUAAAUCAAAGUCCUCGAGAACCUACCAAACAUGAUUCAAGCCCUCAAAACCAACGACAUCAUCAGACUGUUAAGGAUAACGAUGCUAAGAUUGUUUUGCCCCGUGUUUGAAAGCGAUCUGUAAUUAAUCAUUCGGAGACAUUGACAACGACGGCCUUUUUCAGUGUAAAAGUCUCCCAACCUCUGUAAUACAAAAAAAAACUAA